This is a messenger RNA of Ixodes scapularis (black-legged tick), 3842 nucleotides long. Its product is annotated as scoloptoxin SSD14. Gene Ontology annotation, cellular component: plasma membrane. Gene Ontology annotation, biological process: glutathione catabolic process. Gene Ontology annotation, molecular function: glutathione gamma-glutamate hydrolase. The transcript is spliced from 11 exons. The record is from RefSeq and is a predicted model, not a curated record. Lineage: Eukaryota; Metazoa; Arthropoda; Arachnida; Ixodida; Ixodidae. The coding region runs from base 129 to 1847 and encodes 572 amino acids.
UGCUGGCGCAGGCACGGCACCUGCAUCCGUUCACUGGGCCUUCCCAGCGCUCAUCAGUCACAAGCGACGAGAGCCGCGACUGUACAAAAAGGCCGGUCGCGCCCACCUGUGUGACAUUCGGGGCGAAGAUGGUCGCGGCGCUGAGGUCGGCGGUUCUCCUCGCGGCCCUGCUCGGGGCAUCUGAGGGUCAUCGAGGCUGUUCGGGUUGUUCUUCGGCCGCCGAGCCGUCGCCGUCUGUCCUGGGCAACUACUCCCAGUGGGCCGUUGCCACCGACGCCGCCCCCUGCGCCAAUGUUUCCAGGAGGAUCCGACAGAAGGGCGGCACCCUGGCCGACGCGGCCGUGGCCACGCUCCUCUGCAUGGGGGUGGUGCUCCCUGAGUCCAUGGGCAUCGGAGGGGGAUUCCUUGCCACCGUCGUCAAGCGGUCGAGUGGACUGGAAUUUGCGCUGAACGCCAGAGAAACUGCGCCCGGAGGAGCAUCGAAGGACAUGUUUGUGGACAAUCCAAGUGCGGCAAUGAGCGGUGGCUUGGCCGUGGCGGUCCCAGGGGCGCUCCGAGGAUACAGGGCGCUCUUGGAUACCUUCGGAACAUCACUCGAGUGGUCCGUUCUCUUCGAAGACGCUAUUCGACUCGCCAGGAACGGUUUCCCCCUGGGCUUCUUUCAAGCCGACGCUCUGAAAUCGCUGGAGCAAGACAUCUUUACAAAUGAGAACAUGAGGAAUGUGUACUGGAACACACAUACGAACACAACGUACAAGGAAGGCGAAACGUUGGUUCAGAAGGACCUGGCCGACACUCUGGAAAAUAUCGCCAAGCAAGGAGUAGACUACUUCUACGAGGGAGAGUUCGCUCAAGGAAUGAUAGAGGAAAUCCAGAAACAAAAAGGACUGAUGACGACGGCAGAUCUCAGCUCCUACAAGGUGGUGUGGAACCGGACCAUGACGGCCAGGUUCUCUGGCGGACGCGUGUUGCAUUCGGUGCCGCCCCCAGGCAGUGGGGCAGUGCUCGCCCACAUCCUGGGCAUCAUGGACGGAUACCGAGACAACGCCACUGGGAGGCUGGCGGACGACUCGCUCACCGCGCACAGGUUUGUGGAGUCGUGCAAAUUCGCCUACGCCAAGAGGAGUCAGCUAGGGGACUCGGCCUUCGUCGACGUCACAAAGUUGGUGGACCAAAUGACGUCAAGCGACUACGCGGACAGAACGCGGAAGAAGAUUCGAGAUGACAAGACUUUCGGCCCGUCCUACUACAGCGGUCUGGGCGCCUUCAGGCAGGACCAUGGGACGUCACACCUGUCCCUGCUGGAUGAGAACGGGGACGCCAUCGCUGUCACCGCCACCAUCAACACAUAUUUCGGCAGCCAGGUGGUUUUCCGAGGCGUGGUGUUGAACAAUCAUAUGGACGACUUCUCGAUCCCCGGAGAGAGCAAUGCGUGGGGCCUGUCUUCCUCGGAACCCAACUACAUCCGGCCCGGAAAGCGCCCCAUGUCGUCCACGGCACCCAGCGUCGUUGUCGACCGGAACGGGGACGUGGAGCUCGUCCUCGGAGGCUCCGGGGGUGCCAAGAUCACCUCCGCCGUCGCUUGGGCAAGCAUGCGGUGCCUGUGGCAGGAUCGUACCAUCAAAGACGCCAUCGACUCCCCAAGGAUACACCACCAAUGGCUCCCUAACGAAGUUGACGUCGAACAGAAUUUUUCUGAGGUAACUAUAAAGUACCUCGAGCAAAAGGGACACAAGGUGGUUGUCUCCAGCGGGCCGCUCAGCUUCCUCGGGGGCAUCAAGAGAUGGAACGGCCGAAUCUUCGCCAAUUACGACUUUCGCAGGGGAGGAAGCUCUGACGGCGACUGAUGCAUCCAAUGACCCUCUUCAGGACCCUUCCUGAACAAUCACUGCACGCGCGCCUUCCACUGCACAGGCACCUCUUUUUCAGCCUCUCUUCGCCCGUUCCUUCGUGCCCUGAGAGGUCAUAUGGUUCUGUGGACGGUCUCAGAAUGCAAUUACAUUUCAUGGACGUCCUGCCGUUCACACGAUCAACCGUCUGAUUGGGUGGCUAGAACCUAAAUGACUUAAAUAAAAAAGACAUAUGUUCUACAAAGGGGAAUACGAGAGUACGAGGUUUGAAAUCAUAAAUUUUUCGGUCUGAUUUUGAAGUGAAAUGCGUGUCCAGUAAUGUGAAUACUUCGCGUGAUAUCGUUCAACAUAAUAUACUGAAUUUGGUAGCUAUUCAUGUUCCCAUCAAGAUAGUAAGCGCGAAGCGUAAGCAAAAUAAGCCCUGGAUGAAUUCGGAAAUCGGGCGGUCAAUAAAUACGAAUAAACCUGUUUUCGCACGAUAUUGAAACAUCACGAUUCACUGAUCCCAAACCUGCUUAAUGAUCUUCGGAGAGAUGUAAAUAAAUGCCGAAUCGUAAUAGCUUUUUCUUGAUUAAGGGCUGUCUGUAAGGGCUCUGGAAGUACAAAAAAUCCCAACGUAAGGAUGUGGCUGGCAUCCCCGCUCUUCUGGAUAAUCUCGUCAAAGACGAUAGCCAUAAUUAAAAGGAUAAAUGGCGCGAACAAAACAGGACGAAAAAAGACACACGUACGACACGAACAGGCGCCAAAUUCCAACUGAUGUAAUGAAACACGAAUCAUCGUCAAACUCGAUCCUAAUCGCCUAAACACGUGCAACUGAUAAAGGUUCCUAUCGCUCAUUACACACAGCCCUCAAGAUUAGACAUUAUGUUAUAUAAAAUUAAAGUAGUGGGAUGUGCUAUUUUUGGUGAAAAUAAGACAUUACGCGAUAUGAAAUUGAAUAGCGCGAUGUGUUAUUUUUUGUCAAAAUAAGACAUUAUGCUAUCUCAAAUCGAAGUAGCGUGAUGUGCUAUUUUGGUCAAAAUAAGACAUUACGUUAUCUGAAAUUGAAAUAGCGCGAUGUGCUAUUUAUGGGCAAAAUAAGACAUUACGCUAUUUCAAAUUGAAAUAGCGCGAUGUGCUAUUCUCGGUCAAAAUAAGACAUUACGCUAUUUGAAAUUGCAGUAGCGCGAUGUGCUAUUUUUGGUCAAAAUAGUUCAUUACGCUAUGUAAAAUUGAAGAAGCGGGAUGUGUUAUUUUUGGUCAAAAUAAGACAUUACGCUAUAUAAGGUUGAAGUAUCGCGAUGUGCUAAUUUUUUGUAAAAAUAAUACAUUAUGCAAUAUAAAAUUGAAAUAGCACAAUGUGAUAACUUUGGUCAAAAUAAGACAUUAUGUUAUCUGAAAUUGAAGUAGUGCAAUGUGCUCUUUUUGGUCAAAAUAAGACAUUACGCUAUCUAAAAUUAAAGUAGCGAUGUGCUAUUUUUGGUCAAAAUAAGACAUUAUGCAAUCUGGAAUUAAAGAAGCGCGAUGUGCUAUUUUUGGUCAAAAUAGGACAUUAUGCUACCUAAAACUUAAGUAGCGUGAUGUGCUAUUUUUGGUCAAAAUAAGACAUUACGCUAUCUAAAAUUUAGGUAGCGCGAGGUGCUAUAUUUGGUCAAAAUAAGACCUUACGCUUUAUAAAAUUGAAAUAGUGCGAUGUGCUAUUUUCGUCAAAAUAAGACAUUACGCUAUCUGAUAUUGAAUUAGUGAGAUGUGCUAUUUUUGGUCAAAAUAACACAUUACGCUCUUUGAAAUUGAAGCUGCGCGAUGUGCUAUUUUUGGUCAAAAUAAGACAUUACGCUAUAUAAAACUGAAGGAGCGGGAUGUGCUAUUUUUGGUCAAAAUAAGACAUUACGCCAUCUGAAAUUGAAAUAGCGCGAUGUGCUAUUUUUUGUAAAAAUAAGACAUUAUGCUAUAUAAAACUGAAGUAUCACGAUGUGCUAUUUUUGUCAAAAUAAAACAUUACGCUAUAUUAAA